UAGCACCUCGAAUUGAUGAUCGGCGCUCAUUGGAUUUCGAAAUGUCGACAGGAAAGAGUACUUUGAGAUCCCCUGGGCAGCCUUAAGGGCGAUGGUCGAGCCCUCCGUCGCUGAACGAUCCGUGAUUUAUCACAGAGAUUAUCUCACCCAUGGACAGAUUGUCACCUCCGCGGCGGUGGAAAUCACGGAAAGUGGAGUCUUGACUGCGGAUGGCAAUCUGUAUCCGUAUGAUUAUCUUGUCAUUGCCACCGGACACGACGAUUCAGUCCCGAGAGAUAGAGGCGAGAGGCUCGUCCACUACAAGGCCGAAUAUGACAAGAUUAAAUCUGCGAAUUCGAUCCUUAUCGUUGGAGGAGGUCCCACGGGUGUUGAACUUGCUGGUGAAAUCGCCGUCGACUUUCCGGAAAAGAAGGUGACCCUGGUGCACAGAGGUUCCAGAUUGCUGGAAUUCAUAAGUCCCAAGGCUUCCAAGAAGACAUUGAAUUGGUUGGUUUCGAAGAAAGUUGAAGUGAUCUUGGGCCAAUCGGCCGACCUGGAUUCUAUGUCGGAUGGCAUUUAUCGCACGUCCGGGGGCGAAACUAUCCAGGCCGAUUGUCACUUUCUUUGUACAGGGAAGCCGAUUGGCUCUUCCUGGCUUAAACAAACUUUUCUGAAGGACAGCUUGGACAGCCGCGGGAGAUUGAUGGUCGACGCACACUUGAGGGUCAAGGGCCACAGGAAUGCUUUCGCGGUUGGCGAUAUUACCGAUAUCGAAGAACUCAAACAAGGCUAUGUGGCCCAUGCGCACGCCGCGAUCGCUGUGAAAAACCUGAAGCUGUUGAUGAGCGGAGGACAAGCGAGCAAGAUGUCUGCUUACAAGCCCGGACCGGCGCUCGCGAUUGUUUCCCUCGGAAGAAAAGAGGCAGUCGCGCAAUUCCCGUUCAUGACGGCAAUUGGAUGGUUUCCUGGAAAGAUCAAAUCCGGCGAUCUCUUCGUGGGGAGGACGAGGAAACAGCUCGGGCUAAAGCCGCCGCCUUCAAAACCGAAGUCGCCGUCCACCGGGAAAUGCUAGAGGUGUUGCUGGGCAUGUUCCUUGGUGUUGCAACUGUACGAAUGUAUUGAAACAUUGGUGGAG
Molecule: messenger RNA, 1114 nt
Organism: Rhodamnia argentea
Lineage: Eukaryota; Viridiplantae; Streptophyta; Magnoliopsida; Myrtales; Myrtaceae
Product: ferroptosis suppressor protein 1-like
Exons: 3
Coding region: 92-1051 (319 amino acids)
Cellular component (GO): cytoplasm
Molecular function (GO): flavin adenine dinucleotide binding; electron-transferring-flavoprotein dehydrogenase activity
Source: RefSeq, a predicted model, not a curated record